Messenger RNA from Fusarium musae, 1815 nucleotides. RefSeq lists its product as uncharacterized. The record is from RefSeq and is a predicted model, not a curated record. Bases 1 to 1815 code for a protein of 604 amino acids. Gene Ontology annotation, cellular component: nucleus. Gene Ontology annotation, molecular function: zinc ion binding; sequence-specific DNA binding. Gene Ontology annotation, biological process: DNA-templated transcription; positive regulation of transcription by RNA polymerase II. The transcript is spliced from 6 exons. Lineage: Eukaryota; Fungi; Ascomycota; Sordariomycetes; Hypocreales; Nectriaceae.
AUGAAGCCAUGCUUACAUAUCCCUCCCAGGUAUAUCAACCGUCUCCAAGAGAGGUUGGCGGCCUUGGAGAGCAAGUCAGAAGAGCACUCCCUUCUUGAGGCUACCGCUGGCCGGUCACGGAGCAUCGAUUUGAUUUUCAUGGGAACAUCAUCAAAUUGGUCCUUCAACAAGCGAGUCUUGACCAUGACCCACGAACGUGUCAAAGGCCGUCCAUUAUCAAUGCACAAUCUGCACUUCACCGGCACUGAGGGAAAGGUCUUCGAUCUAAGAUGGGAUGGAACUAGAAAGUUGACGGCACAGGAUGCUCCAGACAUGUCUGCCCUGCCAACUCAAGACUUUGCUCUGUAUCUCAUGAACUCGGUCAAGUUUCACUGCGGUUGGCUGUACAGCCUAUUUGAUGAGGACAUCUUCAUGGAACGCUUCCGUCUGUUCCAUGAGAACCCUACUGAAUAUUCCCGUGCAGAACCUUUGUGGUUCGUUCACUACCUUCUUGUCCUGGCGUUUGGGAAGGCUUUCGUGGUUCAAUCAACCAAGUCGAGACGGCCUCCUGGAGGUGACUUCUUCAUACAAGCCAUGAAGCUCAUGCCCGAUUUCAACUUCUUUGAUUGCGAUAUCAUAGAGGAGAUGCAGGUUCUUUGCUGCGCUGCUUUAUAUCUGCAAUCUGUGGAUCACAUACAACAGGCAUAUCGUCUGGUCUGCUCCGCGCUUCGUCAUGGCUUGGAACACGGUAUGCAUACUGAGAUGCAAUCCGAUGCUCUUGACGCAGCUUACGUACAGAGAAGCCGACAUGUGUUCUGGACACUCUAUGUUCUCGAACGCCAGCUGAUUUCGCUUCUGGGACUUCCGCUCAGCAUAGCUGACGAGACGAUAAGCGCACGCUUUCCCGAGUUCCCAGGACAACCGCAAAAGCUAGAGGCUCUGAAGAUACAUGUUGACUUCUGCAGGGUUCUUGCAAAGAUAAAUCAGACCGUUUAUGGCCUUGAAGGAAAGCUUGACAGUCGAUACCUGGCCGCUACCCAGUCUGUUCUCAAGAGUAUCGCUACUGUAACAGAACGAUUGAAUAAGUCCUUUGAGAUUCAGGCAAGCGAGGGGAUGGCUGGCAUAUCACGAAUAUCAGCACAUCUUCAUUUGAUGCAACACCAAAAUAAGUGCAUCAUUCUCACUACGAGACCACUGCUAUACACGUUCCUGCUUUCCAGGCUUGGUCACUUAGAGGUAGCUUUGAUGCAUUGGCUACAAUCAGAGAGUGUGAAAGGGCUAGUCCAAAUGUGCACCGAGUCGGCUCAGCAGAUUUUGAGGAUCCUCUCCAGUCUUUCUGAGCAAGGACUCUUAGAAACAUUCCUGAAGUUCGAUCAGGACGCCGCCUUCAGUGCUACAAUCGCACUGCUCAUGGCUGCUGCGAUCGACUCAUCGCUACUACCAGACCAUACUCCCUGGACGCAACGCGCCUACGGUCUCUUCGACGAAAUGAACUCGAGAGGCAAUCUUGUGGCUAACAUGGUGGCUGCUGAACUGAAGCAACUAGAAGACUUACUCAAAGGCUUCCUCGCCAACAAUGACUCGAGGCCUGUGGUUGCGACACAGGGCCCAAACACGCCUCGACAGGGUUUUAUGAAUGACAUAGACAGUGGCACAGGCUCUGUCACUGAUUAUGCCGAGCCUUUCAGUUUUGAGUCGGAUGAUGACCUUGGAUUGGGGCUGAACUAUGAACUUAGUGCGGAACAGCUGCUGAAUAUUGCCAAUUCGCUGGAUAUUGAUAGUUUGACAUGGCCGUGGCCGGAGGAUCCGAUGGCGGAGGAUGUGGACGGUGUGUGA